Messenger RNA from Colias croceus (clouded yellow), 1052 nucleotides. Its product is annotated as mitotic spindle assembly checkpoint protein MAD2B-like. Gene Ontology annotation, cellular component: zeta DNA polymerase complex. The record is from RefSeq and is a predicted model, not a curated record. The coding region runs from base 159 to 740 and encodes 193 amino acids. The transcript has a single exon. Lineage: Eukaryota; Metazoa; Arthropoda; Insecta; Lepidoptera; Pieridae.
UUUGAAAACAAACUUGCUUGAAUAUUACCUAAUUAGUAAACAAUUACCUAUUGUUUGUAAGUAAAAGAUGAAAUUUAUAUGACGAAUACAGUAUUUUUCAAUCAUCAAGCCUUCAUCAAUCAAUAAACUUAUCUAAACAAUGAACAAUUAUUUCCGAUAUGGAUAGCUGCGUUAGUGAUAUUAUUUUGGAAUUUUUAGGAGUUGCUUUUCAUAACGUUUUAUAUUAUGCUUCCGUAUAUCCACGAAGCAUUUUUGAAACAAGAAAAAAAUAUAGCGUCGUAGUAUAUAGGUCUAUGCAUCCAGAAGUAAACGAAUAUAUAGAUUUAUGUUUGAAGAGCGCCGCGGAAUGUUUAAAAAGUGGACAGCUAAAGCGUGUCGAGAUUGUUAUUACAAGUAAUAAACACGAACCUUUGAUGAAAUUCGUUUUCGAUUUAGACAAGAAUGAUUUCUUUGAUGAGACCUGCGACGCUUAUUUAGUGCAAGCUGAACAAAACAUGCGAGCUUUUGUUUUAAAUUUAACUACUCUGAGUGAUAAGUUCAAAAGUCUUCCAGAAGAUAGAAGUUUUAUGAUACUUUUAUUUACAAAUGAGUCUGCAGCUGUAGCCAUGGCUACUAAUCCAGAUUUAGAAGAAUUUCCAAUGAUAGAAAUGAAUAAGAUGGUUGAAUUUGAAAGAAUAUUGCCAAUAAGGAGGUUUGGUCUAAGGAACGUUAGUAUUGAUUCAUAUGUGGAACUUACAUGAUUGUUAUAUAUAUGUAUUACUUACUCAGACAAAAUGAAGUUAUUUAAUAAGUGGUACGUAUGAAAAAGUUAAACAAUCUGCAGAGUUAAUUGAGUAUACUAGAAAAAGUUGUGAGAUCUGCAAUUAUGGAAUAGGUAUAUCAUUUAUAUUCUUACAUGUGGUUGUAAAAUUUAUAAUAAUAUACAUAUAUUGAAGAUCAAAGCUUUCUAAGAAAUUUCUCUAAUAUAUUGUUAAAAAUAUUGUGUAAUUUAUACCUGUAAUUAAGGUUUUUGCUGAAAUGGAAAAUAAUAAAUUAGAGUUUGGAUAUAAGUA